UCAACGGCGUAUUCGAAAGAACUUGAGUCUGUUUUAAAGAAUCUGACUUCGCCGAAACUUUCCUUAGGAAAAAAAGCCCAAUUAAUCAAAGCCAACGAAUCUCUUUGGAAUGUGGAUCAAUUCAUGUAGUUCCAGUCUCUUUCGCUUGACGACAAGAUACCAUCAUAAGGAGGAGCUGAAGUUUGUUCAACAAGCCUUUUUAGAUAUCUGGGCCUACUUUCUUCAUAUUCUGGAAAAUCCAGACAUAUCCUUGUGUGUCAGACGCGUACUCUACUAUUUUCAAGCUUCUGAUUUGUAUAAUUUGCAGACACGAAUAUAAAAUCGAAUAUUUAUGCAAGUUUGAGAGUGCCACUUCCAUCGGUGUUUCUAAGCGCGCUUGUCACAUCAUCCAGUGUUAUCGGUACAUUCCUUUGAUCCCAGACUCACUUCCAGCCGUCUCUUAUCCAAGAGCCGAGACUUGUGCAUACGAAAAAUGCGGAACCGCCUUUCCACAAGCGAAGAAAUCGAUUUCUGCGGCUGCACUUUUGCCGUCAGCUUCUUCCGCGAGUCCAUCUUCCAAAAGCCGCUGCUCGCCGCCAUUCGCCGCGGUUUUUCGGAGUGGUACGACGUGACCCGCCAAAUCAACUCCUACCGCGGGAUCCACAAC
Molecule: messenger RNA, 646 nt
Organism: Blastocystis hominis
Lineage: Eukaryota; Bigyra; Opalinata; Blastocystidae
Exons: 2
Coding region: 110-319 (69 amino acids)
Source: RefSeq, a predicted model, not a curated record